Diaporthe batatas is the source of this 456-nucleotide messenger RNA. RefSeq lists its product as uncharacterized. NCBI's taxonomy places the organism in Eukaryota, Fungi, Ascomycota, Sordariomycetes, Diaporthales, Diaporthaceae. Bases 1 to 456 code for a protein of 151 amino acids. The transcript has 2 exons. The record is from RefSeq and is a predicted model, not a curated record.
AUGCCCGCAAUUUUGCAACCUCCAGCCACAGGUCAGGCUACAAGGCGGCUAGACAGCUGCCAGGCCUUUGCGGGCCAGGUCGCAGAGGCUGGGGAAAAGUAUGGCGUCGAAGGGGACGCAGCGCUAAUGGCGCCCGGCGAGAAGGAGAAGGAACUACUUGUCGUCGUGAAGAGAGGAAGAGAUGCGGACUACGCCGAGAAGCUGGGGUCACCGCUGGUGCGAAAAGACAUCCGGGGGCGCUGGCCGGGCAUGACGUGGGGACAGUUUCGCGGAAACUCCGAGUUUGAUCUCCGCCCUCUCUACAACGACGGGUCGCCGGGACCUAGGACCGACGAGGCCGGCUACCCCAUCAUGGUAGACACCUACACAAGCGUCGACGACUACAAGUGGAGUCCCCUCCACUCGCACUGGGAUCCCGCUCUAGCGGAGGUCAUGUUGAAUCAGAUUAGGCCAUAG